Pieris macdunnoughi is the source of this 294-nucleotide messenger RNA. NCBI's taxonomy places the organism in Eukaryota, Metazoa, Arthropoda, Insecta, Lepidoptera, Pieridae. The record is from the annotation of a GenBank genome assembly.
AUGUGCUCAAAUAUGUGUGAAUUCAAGAUGCUUGUGACAAUUUUAGUGUUAGUGAGUGCAGUGGGUGCUAGUAAUGACACUGUACGAAAUGGCUCGCGAAUGGCGUGGAUGAAAGAUUUAUUGGACCACCAUGACUGGUUGGAAUUGCUUAGUCCUAACCGAACAGUGUCGCCUGAGUGCGAAGCCGAUUUGAGAACGUAUAUCAACGCUCUUAAUGCUGGAGAGCUUUGGGCUUCGAAGAGUGAGUACAUUUGUCUUUCGCGAUCCUGUUUUGUUUGUAACGUAGUAUACUAA